Molecule: messenger RNA, 1148 nt
Organism: Jaculus jaculus (lesser Egyptian jerboa)
Lineage: Eukaryota; Metazoa; Chordata; Mammalia; Rodentia; Dipodidae
Gene: Dppa2
Product: developmental pluripotency associated 2
Exons: 7
Coding region: 7-966 (319 amino acids)
Biological process (GO): system development
Cellular component (GO): nucleus
Molecular function (GO): chromatin binding
Source: RefSeq, a predicted model, not a curated record
CUGAGCAUGGAAGACGCAGCUUGCGAUACCAACAAGGGAGCGUCUCGGGAGGAGUUCAGUGAGGACAGUGUGAUCAUAACGCUGGUCCCAGUUCUCCAGGAGUCUACUGUAGACCACCCAACGGAAUCAAGUAUUUCUUCCAUGGAGGACAUCAAUUAUUCAGGUAGCAGACCUGAAUGUCCUAGGAAAAGCAGUACAGUUCACCCGAAGAAGGAGUUCAAGACUCCAUCAAAACCCAGAUGGAAGGAGCCAGUCCUUCCUUUGCCAGAAAUCUUGCCCCCGAUUCAUAUGGUGACUCGGAACACGCUGCGCAGCUGGUGUCGGAAACACAAGCUGAGUACCGAUGGUGAGAAAAUAGAGGUUUAUGCAAGACUCCAGAGACAUGCAUACCCUGAACAACAAUGUGAUCUUCCUACCACAUCCUUGGAGGCCAAAGUGCGAAUGCUACCACGUCACAAGAAGCAAAGUGAAAUGGUCAAGAAUAAGGCGUCUCAAAAAGGCUGUAACAGGAGUGCACACAAGGACAGCAACGUAGCUGACGUCGUCACAUCACCUCAGGAGUCCACAUUGGCAGCCUGGUCAAGAAUUGCUGCUAGAGCCAUGGAGCCAGGAGCGGUCAGUUCUUCUAUUCCCGCUUCGGCCCUUCUGCAGAAAGCUUCUGGUUUCAGGUGGUGUGUGGUCCACGGCAAGCUGCUCCCUGCAAACGUAUCAGGCUGGGUUCGCCUGCAGUUCCGAGCGGGUUACACGUGGGUCCCUCACACUCACAGGAAAAUGAUUGCUCUCUUCCUCUUACCGGCCUGUGUUUUCCCAUCUCAGGAAAUGGAAGAUAACAUGCUAUGUCCUGAAUGUGUUCAAAGCAAUAAGAAGAUCAUGAAAAGAUUAACCAAGAAGAAAACGCAGCCCACUUCAGAAGACUGCAGCACGCUGUCAUCACGUACGCCAUCGUGUCGAGGCAUUUUGAUCUGAAGGCAAUGGAGAAGAGAAGCAGCAAUGAGAAACUUCUGCCCUCCAUCCAGUGGACACAGAAUGAGGGCUCACGUCUCCAGAGACCCCCCUCCUGGCUCUAGCAGGACGAAUGGUGGAGAGCCGCAGACUAAAUCAACAAGCAUCCCCACAACUGUGGGGCUGUGUCCAAACCAGUCUGUGGG